Messenger RNA from Xyrichtys novacula (pearly razorfish), 279 nucleotides. NCBI's taxonomy places the organism in Eukaryota, Metazoa, Chordata, Actinopteri, Labriformes, Labridae. The record is from the annotation of a GenBank genome assembly.
AUGUCAACCCUGUCUGCUGCCAGCGUGGAGCCUACCGCUGAGAUUGCAGAGCAGAAAAAGCCACUGAAGCCAUGCUGCGCUUGCCCGGAGACAAAGAAAGUCAGAGAUGCUUGGUAAGCCACUGUCCCUGAAGAAAAAGUUGCACCAAUGUUUUACCUGUAAAAAUAUUCAUGCAGAUCUUUGUGUUUUUGUAGCAUCAUUGAGAAGGGAGAAGAUCACUGCACAGAGCUGAUUGAGGCACACAAAGACUGCAUGAGGGCGCUGGGAUUCAAGAUUUAA